Messenger RNA from Symbiodinium pilosum, 229 nucleotides. NCBI's taxonomy places the organism in Eukaryota, Dinophyceae, Suessiales, Symbiodiniaceae. The record is from the annotation of a GenBank genome assembly.
GUCCGGGGCGAGGGACCCUGUGCGAGGGGCUCGAGGCAAGAUGGCUCUGGAACUGAUGAGCCACCUGAAAGCCCGGCUUCAGCAAGUCCACUCUGAGCAGUUGAAGCUCUGCAAGGCGGAGGAGCAGAAGACUCUGAAGAAGACUCUGAAAGCCAAUGCAGGUCUGCGCAAGACCAAGUCUGAAGCGGCUGAUCUGGUGGCGUCAGCGACCCACAAGCUUCUUACCUAG